GCGCUGUAAACUCAGCUUCGGCUUUUGACUUUUUUGGACUCUCAGCGAAGCUUCUUCGCUCUCUUCCCAAAUCUGCCAUUCCCUCUUCCAUCUCUUCUCAUCCUUCCUUCUUUCUCUCUUCUUGUAAUUUUGCGCUCUUUAAUGGGUUGUGCCGGAUCGUCGCAGGCCAAAGGCGACGGGCCUGUGAAAAAAAUUCGGAAGCCUAAAGCUUGGAAGCAUCCCCAGCCAAUAACAAAGACAGAUCUUGCGCGGAUGCGUGAUGAAUUUUGGGAUACUGCUCCUCAUUAUGGUGGCACAAAAGAGAUAUGGGAUGCACUUCGAGCUGCUGCAGAAGCUGAUCUGACACUAGCACAAGCAAUAGUGGAUAGUGCAGGGGUCAUUGUACAAAGUGCUGAUUUAACAAUUUGUUACGAUGAAAGAGGUGCAAGAUACGAACUGCCCAAGUAUGUUUUGAGCGAGCCAACCAACUUGAUUUGAAGUAAUAAGCAAUGAGGAAUUGUAUGUUUUGCGUGCUAAAUUGAUUGUAAAUCAUGUAUAUUACAACCAACUGUUUCAUACCGUCUCUCACAUUGAUGGAUUGGAUUGGGCUUAUUAUUAUUAUUAUUAUGCUAACUCACUGUAGCUUCCUUUUGAUCGAAUCAAGUGUCUAUUUGGAAUUGUCA
Cucurbita pepo subsp. pepo (vegetable marrow) is the source of this 662-nucleotide messenger RNA. RefSeq lists its product as uncharacterized. The record is from RefSeq and is a predicted model, not a curated record. Lineage: Eukaryota; Viridiplantae; Streptophyta; Magnoliopsida; Cucurbitales; Cucurbitaceae.